Plasmodium malariae is the source of this 831-nucleotide messenger RNA. RefSeq names its product repressor of RNA polymerase III transcription MAF1, putative. Gene Ontology annotation, biological process: negative regulation of transcription by RNA polymerase III. Gene Ontology annotation, molecular function: RNA polymerase III core binding. The coding region runs from base 1 to 831 and encodes 276 amino acids. The record is from RefSeq and is a predicted model, not a curated record. The transcript has a single exon. Lineage: Eukaryota; Apicomplexa; Aconoidasida; Haemosporida; Plasmodiidae. Gene Ontology annotation, cellular component: nucleus.
AUGAUCAAUUUAGAUAUCGAAAAUUUGAAUGACGUAAAUUUAAUUUUAGAAAGACUAGACGCACACGAUAGAUUUAUUGAAGCAAAAAUUGAAUUAUUUGAAGAAAUUGACAAAACAAAAGGUAUUAACAGUUCCUGUAGUAAUCAUACUACUUGUACUACCAACAACAGUAGCGCAAACUACUACAAUGGAAGUGGUGUAACUGCAGUUUGUAGAGAAGAGGACACGCAUAAGGAGUGCUUGUCGACAAACGGUAUAACCGUAAUCACUACAAUCCCUGUGGAUAGUUCUACCUUCAGCUGUGAUGACAAAGGAAAAAACGUAAAAAAGAAAAGCAUCCCAGAAAUAAUAAACACAAAAGAGAAGAAGAGUAUACUAGCAAAUAUUAUUAACAUUUUAAAUUAUAUAUUUCCUGAUUAUGAAUUUAAACAUUUGAAUAAUUCGAAUUAUAAAUAUAUAAGAAAUAUAAAUAGUGUUAUAGAUACAAUUAACUACAAUUUGUUUUAUAUUAUUGAAAAAAUAUAUAGAGGAUUUAAUAAAAGAAUAUGGAAAAUCUUAAAAGAAUUAAUCGAUUUUAAGUCAUGUGAUGUUUAUACCUAUCUGAAUAGUACUGAUAAUGAUCCGUACGUUGACAAGGAAAGUAUUUCAAGUUUUAAUUAUUUUUUUUUUGCAAAAAAGAAUAAAAGAAUUCUAUUCAUAUCAUGUAUAACCAAACCCAAGUACAAAAAUCAAAACGAUGAGGAUUUCAACAAUGUGUUUAUAGGUAUUCAAGAUGAACCUUCCGUGAACGAUAAGAACGAAUGCGAUGACGAGGAUUCGUCGAUUUGUUAG